Molecule: messenger RNA, 1962 nt
Organism: Neltuma alba
Lineage: Eukaryota; Viridiplantae; Streptophyta; Magnoliopsida; Fabales; Fabaceae
Product: BTB/POZ and TAZ domain-containing protein 4
Exons: 6
Coding region: 567-1670 (367 amino acids)
Molecular function (GO): protein binding
Source: RefSeq, a predicted model, not a curated record
ACAGUGGCCGUUGUGGCAGUUAGGCCUCUUUAAAAAUGGCGCGUGAAUGGUUUUCGAGCAAAGUCCAUCAGACGUGAGCCUCAAAUUCAAUAAACAAACGUGUGGGUCUGUGCGAUGUUUCCAGUGAUGAGGAACAGCCAGAAUUGUGAAUUUUUAGUUUUUUUAUUUAUUAUUUUAAUUUAUUUUCUGUGAGUUGGUUUUUUGCGGUGAUCUCGUUGCGGGAAAACGUGAUUCAUAAAUUGAAGAAAGUAAGAGAAGGGGAGAGAGGGGUGAGUUCUUCGAUAACUUAAUUACCGUCAUAAACCCUCUCGCCGCGCUCUUCCUCUCUCGUGCAUCACAACGUUAUCUGGAUUUCUGGUUCAUCAGUCGUCGGAAGAAAAUACGUCGUCGUUUUCGAGUGCCGUGGCAUUGAGGGGAAAGCGCGAUCUCGGGGGUGACCGGGUGACUUGUGGGGGCCGUAGUUUUGCUUUCUUAAAUCUAAUCUUUCACCGUCAUUGCCCCCUUCUAUUCUCUCCAAACACAGAGGAACGCUUCAAACAAGCUGUGCAGGUUAAAUUGAAGACGUGAUGGCUGAUACCAAGAAAUUUGUUCCUCUUCCACCUCCUUAUCCCCAUCCAGCAGUAGCCAGUUGUUCUUGCAAGGACUUGGUUAUGAAAAAUUCACCAUCAAGAGGACGUAGUUAUGUUUCUGUAGCAACAAUAGAUUUGUGGGAGCGUCUUUUUGACGAAGGUUAUAAAGCAGAUGUUUUCAUUAAUACUGAUAAUGGUGGCAUUAUUUACGCGCAUUCUUAUAUUCUUGCCAUGGCUUCUCCAGUAAUGAGAGGCAUGCUUAAACGAGCAACACGUCAUCGUCAUAUGAAAUCAAUCCCGAUUUCUGGGGUUCCACAUGGCGCUGUUCGAGCUUUCCUUCGAUUUUUGUAUAGUUCCUGUUACGAUAAAGAAGAAAUGAGGGAAUUCGUGUUACAUCUGUUGGUGCUGUCACAUGUAUUUGCGGUUCCCCACUUGAAGCGUGAAUGUGAACAGAAGCUAGAAGCGGAUUUCCUCACAAUCGACAAUAUAGUUGAUGUGUUUCAACUUGCAUUACUAUGUGAUGCUCCCCGCCUUAGCCUCAUUUGUCACCGUCGCAUCCUUCAAAAUUUUAAAGCAGUUUCCGAGUCCGAAGGGUGGAAGGCCAUGAAAGAGAGCCAUCCGACUCUAGAGAAGGAACUUCUGGAAUCUCUUAUCGAGGAAGAAAAUAGCACAAAGGAGAGGAUCAGAAAAAUAAAUGAGAAGAAAAUUUAUCUUCAAUUAUACGAGGCAAUGGAAGCUCUGGUUCACAUAUAUAGAGAUGGGUGUCGAACCAUUGGCCCACACGAUAAAGACUUCAAAGAAAACCAAGCACCAUGUAGUUUUGCAGCCUGCAAGAGCUUAGAAUUGCUUGUCCGUCAUUUUGCUGGGUGCAAGUUGAGAGUCCCUGGUGGUUGCAAUCAUUGCAAGAGGAUGUGGCAGCUUUUGGAGUUGCACUCUCGAAUAUGUGCCGAUCCAGACAACUGUAGGGUUCCUUUAUGCAGGAACUUUAAGGAGAGAAUAUCAAAACAAAGUAAGAAAGAUGAAGUUAGGUGGAGAAUACUGGUAGAAAAGAUCUCGAGAACUAAGGGCAUUGCGGUGGCACCAUUCUUUCAAAAGCAAUGACCGCGAGUUUUGUGGAAGCAAAGACGCAGUUGGUAUAGAACCUUACUCAGGAGUCAGGUUGUAAAUUUGAUGUUUGUCCCGUUCUUGGGUUAGGAGAAUCCUCCUAAGAGGUUUUUUAGUGUACCUCUUUCUGUAUCUCAAAUUCUCAAUAAAAUUUAUGAUGCAGAGAAGCACUUCGUCCCAGCAUUUCUCUGUUUUUCAUCUGUUGUCGUCGAACUCCUUUUGAGGAUGGAACAAACUUUUGUAAUUACUUAGUUAUUUAAUAAGACUAAUAAUUUGUGAUUAUCUCAAA